UCCGCUGAGGCGCACACCGCUGUGUAAAGCGCACAGCAAAAGCGCACGCUUCAUACUCUGCUACAGUUUGGAUCUAGAGACUCUCUUUGCUGAUAUAAUCACAUUCUUAUCCCAAAUAACCAAUUAUUUUUGUUCUAAUUAUUUUGGAAAACAAAAAAACCCGCACUGGUGCGAGGUCAAGGGAGGAAAGCAUACGCGCUCUUGGAGAGUGCGUAAAUUUGUAGCCAAAGUUUGGAGACGCAGGCGCCACCAGGAGAGCGCGCACUAAAUUCAACCGCCCCGCGGCGACUGUUAAGAGGACCUGAAGAUGAAUGACACGGGCGUCUUCUGCAACCAAACAGACAACCUGACAGAGCCGUCAUGUCUGAACGCCACGCGCCAAACGUUCAGCCACAUCGACAUCACCACUUUCAUGCACAUAUUCCCCUCCAUCUACGGCAUCCUGUGCUUAGUUGGAGUUAUAGCCAACGGACUGGUCAUCUACGCGGUGGCCGCGUGCAAGAAGAAGAUGGUGUCCGACAUCUACGUGCUCAACCUGGCAAUAGCGGACAUGCUCUUCUUGCUCGUGAUGCCUUUCAACAUCCACCAGCUGGUCAGAGACACACAGUGGGUCUUCGGAAACUUUAUGUGCAAGGCGGUUGUGGUGGUGGACGUUGGCAACCAGUUCACCACCGUGGGAAUUGUCACUGUGUUGUGCAUUGAUCGAUACAUCGCUAUUGUCCACCCCACCUCGGAGAAGAGGACCAUCCACUGGACCAUCAUGAUCAACACGCUGGUGUGGCUGGGCAGCUACCUCCUCACUGUGCCGGUCAUGAUGUAUGCCAGGGUUGAGCGCAGGCAGCACAUGGAAGUCUGCAUGAUGGACCUGGAUGGGCCUGAGGACAUGUACUGGUACACGUUUUACCAGUCCAUCCUUGGCUACAUCAUCCCGCUCAUCAUCAUCAGCACCUUCUACUCCCUCACCCUCUACCAUGUUUUCAGCUCCAUCCGCCGGGUGAAACGCAAGCAGUCCGUUUGGGCUAAAAGGGCCACCAAGAUGGUCCUGAUGGUUAUUGCGUUGUUCCUGAUUUGCUGGUCGCCCUACCAUGUCAUUCAAGUCAUCAACCUGAGCAACAGAACGCCCACCAUCCCCUUUGUCUACGCCUACCACAUCAGCAUCUGCCUCAGCUACUCUCACAGCUGCAUCAACCCACUCAUGCUGCUCAUCUUCGCCCAGAACUACCGCGACCGCCUUUGUCGCAGAAACACGCUGAACUCCUCCCAGCACUCGUCCAAGCUCACAGUGGUCAAAACAGAUGGUUCCAGUAUAACCAGUAACCCCAACUACCGCUGCACUGUAGUGUAAUGAGAAAGAUGCGCCACUUUGUAGAUAGAAGAUAUAAAUGUUUUGCUGCUGUCCACAAAAUGAAGUCGCUUGGUGUUGCCCGGGAAAUAAUAUUGCCCAGCUGGUUCAUAAUUGAAAAUGGAUACCGUACAAGAAAAACUGGUUGCCAAGCAUGAGCAGCAAUAUUAAACAUGACUGAAAGAAAAGAAAUACAUUUUUUAUCAAAAGGUUUUUAAGAAACAAUACUAGGAAAAAAGUCUGAGCUGGGGAAUUCCAGCGCUGACCUUACAAGACGCACAGAGGAGAGUUGGACUCCGAGGAGCGACUCGGGUGCGUCUCUUUUGGGAGAAUGGGAGCUUUCAUUAACCUUUGUCGACCAUUGGCGACAUGCAGUGUCGUGCUGGUCAGUCAGAACACUGAAGGGCAGCUUGUGACAUCUGUCAUAAGCAAACAUUCAAGCAUUGAUGCCUCGAACAUUAUUAGCCAGCUCUGACAGCUGGUGAAGAAAUCCAAUUUCCCUUCAUAGUUCUAAGAUUUUUGAAAUGGGAAACGCUAAGCUCCACAAAGUGCCACGCCUUCAAUCUGAACACUUGUGACCUGUGGCAAAAAAUAAUUAUUGCUGCCACUUUCUAAUAAGGAACCCUCUGAGGGGCUUUUAAGGUAUAACAAAUGGAUUUAUUAUGGUUAAUACAUUUUGCAGUAACACCUAAUUGGUGCAUCAUGAGCAAUUAAUAUAAUACAUUAUGUUGUUUUAAAUUGCUCAAAAUCCCAUUAGCUGGUGUUUGUACUUUCUCCUUUUAUAUAUUGCCAUUAGAAAUGUUGAUGAUAAGCUCUAUAUCAAUGAUAAUUGCAUUCAAUUUAAAAUGUUUAGUCUGCCUUUAGUCAGUAUUGUCAAUGAUGAUGAUGAGGAUUAUUAUUCUGAUGGUUUUUAGUCCAGAUCACCCACCAAACUACUCUAGUUGUCUGAUCACUGGUCAGUCAAAACACCAAUUUUUCUACUUGGACCGAUCAAUCAAUAAUUUAGUUGUUAACCAUGAAUAAUGCCAUUAAAGGUGACAUAGAA
Solea senegalensis (Senegalese sole) is the source of this 2387-nucleotide messenger RNA. It is a transcript of the gene mchr2b, whose product is annotated as melanin-concentrating hormone receptor 2. Lineage: Eukaryota; Metazoa; Chordata; Actinopteri; Pleuronectiformes; Soleidae. Gene Ontology annotation, cellular component: neuron projection; membrane. The transcript has 2 exons. The coding region runs from base 308 to 1345 and encodes 345 amino acids. The record is from RefSeq and is a predicted model, not a curated record. Gene Ontology annotation, molecular function: neuropeptide binding; G protein-coupled receptor activity. Gene Ontology annotation, biological process: neuropeptide signaling pathway.